Molecule: messenger RNA, 691 nt
Organism: Hibiscus syriacus
Lineage: Eukaryota; Viridiplantae; Streptophyta; Magnoliopsida; Malvales; Malvaceae
Product: proline-rich protein 1-like
Exons: 3
Coding region: 132-536 (134 amino acids)
Source: RefSeq, a predicted model, not a curated record
GAAGAAGUUGGGGGAGAAAAAUUGAUGAAAUUUCCAAGAGUGGAGGCACCAAAUGGACUGCACAUUAGAGUUUCAUCCAACUGACUGGUAGAUGAUCUAAUGUAGACUGUAGUGGUAUUGAAGAUAAACCCAUGCUUGAUGUGAAAGAUAAACGACUCUCCAUUGUUAUUGAAGGCAUUAUUCUAUGUAAAUCAGGCCCCAAAACAACCCCAAUCAAAGGAGCUGCUGCUAGAAUAACAUGUGUAGCUGUUGACGAGCAGGGUUAUGAAACAGCACCUUUCUCCAUCUUAAACACACCGACAGAUUCAAAGGGAUAUUACCUUGCGGCAUUGUACCCUCACCAACUCAUUCGCCACAGCCUAAAGCUUGCAGAUUGCAAAGCGUUCCUUCUAGAAUCGCCAUUGGAGACUUGUAAAGUUGCGACAGAUGUUAACAAAGGAAUGACGGGUGCUCCCAUUUCUUACCGUCGACUGCUCCACAACAAGAAGAUGAAGUUGUAUUCAGUUCCACCUUUCAUCUUCUCUAAUGGUUAUUGAAAAUAUAAAUUCUCUAUGAUCAUUUGCUACUUCUUUGUCAAAAGAUUGAUUUUCGAUUUUUUUUCUUCUAAUUUUAUGAUUUUUUUAAGGGGAAAUGGUUGUGAUUUGUUCUUAUAAGUGACGUUGCGUACUAAUAAGAAAGGUAAGUUUUUCCA